AUGUCGGAAAACCAUAGCCAGGAUUUCGUAAUUCGGUUCGCCGGCGAAGGCGGACAAGGACUUGUUACAUCAGCGGACGCAAUGGCGAGGGCCGCGGCAAAUGCCGGGUACUUCGUAUCGACGUUUUCGACAUUUCCGUCUCAAAUAAUGGGCGGCCCCGCUUCUUCGCAAGUUCGUAUUUCAAAUACUCCGGUGUUGUGCUCAGGGGACAACGUGGAUGUGCUCGUCGUGCUAGACGAGUACGCAUACAACAGCCAUAGGGACGACCUCUCAGAGAACGGCGUAGCGAUCUACAACUCCGGCGAAUUUCAACUCCCCGAAGGUGGGCCGUAUUUCGGCAUUGACGCCGAUGAACUGGCAAAGUCGACGGGCAACACGCGCGCCGCAAACAUGGUGACGAUCGGAGCCGUUGCCUAUCUCAUCGGUUUCUCAUUGGAAGAGAUCGACGCAUUCAUCACGCAGCGAUUCACGCGCGGUCGACCUGGCGACGACGAAAUCAUUGAAUCGAACAAACAGGCGAUCCGACUGGGUGCUGAUGUUGCCGCCAAGAGCGGUUUCUCGGUUGGCAAGCUGACACCGCCGAUUCCGCCUGAUUACGACCAAAUCAUGAUCACUGGGAACGCCGCGUUGGCUCUUGGUGCGGUCACCGCCGGUGUCGAUUUUUACGCCGGUUAUCCGAUCUCGCCCGCGACCACAAUAUUGGUUUGGAUGGAGCAAAACUUGGUCGGUCCGGGCCGUUUCGCACAUCAGGUUUCUUCCGAAAUCGAAGCCAUCAGCGCGAUCGUAGGUGCAGGUUACGCGGGUAAGAAGUCGAUGACCGCGACCGCUGGACCGGGUCUUUCACUGAUGAGUGAAGGGAUCGGUCUUGCUUGGAUGGCGGAGAUACCGUGCGUUGUCGUAGAUGUCCAACGUGGCGGUCCGUCUACCGGGCUUCCAACUAAAUCUGAGCAGAGCGACUUGAUGCUGUGCCUUAACCCCGGCCACGGGCGAUAUGAGCAUACCAAUCCUGGCUCCCGGAUCGGUCGAAGAGUGUUUCGAUGCCGGAUCUCAGGCGGUAAAUUGGGCUGA
Molecule: messenger RNA, 1068 nt
Organism: Geodia barretti
Lineage: Eukaryota; Metazoa; Porifera; Demospongiae; Tetractinellida; Geodiidae
Source: the annotation of a GenBank genome assembly